AUGCCGUGGCCAAACAACAAUGUUGCCGGAGUCAUGGUGGGUGAAGCGGUCAGCAACGGGGGUUGGAACGCUGUCUUGAGCUUUGUGUUUGACUGCCCGACAUAUCUCGUGGUGCCAGAGCAGAGAAUGCCACCUCGGCGAUUCGAUCUGGCGAUACUGAAGGUUGCCGUCAACGGACUGUUCUUUGCGUUUGAGGGCAAGGGCAUGAAUUACAACUGGGACACGCUGGCGGCCGAGGUUAGACAGUGCUGCCAGGCCAUUCGGGUGGGUCAGGGAUACACCUAUGGGAUGGGUGGAAACGGGCCGGAGUGCAUCAUUGUCGAGUGGGAUGGGACACAAUUGAAGUAUUUGUACAUUGAUGGGCAGGGAAACCUUGCAUACAGUCAGUAUCGCCAUACCCAUCACAUCACCAACGACCAGGCUGCGAUUUUGCAGAUCCUGCAGGAGAUCAGGCGAAUACAUUGA
Molecule: messenger RNA, 465 nt
Organism: Podospora bellae-mahoneyi
Lineage: Eukaryota; Fungi; Ascomycota; Sordariomycetes; Sordariales; Podosporaceae
Exons: 1
Coding region: 1-465 (154 amino acids)
Source: RefSeq, a predicted model, not a curated record